AUGGCCUAUCAGAGCCAGAUUGCAUCUGCCGUCCGAGCAGCCCUCGAUCCUGCAUCCCCUGCUCAGCAACAGGAAGCCUAUGCCUUUCUCGAACAAGUCAAAUCUGCUCCUGCUCAGACUUGGGAGUCAUGCUUUGCACUCUUCUCUGCGACAUCUCAGGACGGCAGGUCAUACGCCUACGAGUCACAAGCUCGCAUGUUCGGCCUCCAGGUUCUCGACGAAGCCUUGCUCAACCAUGACUCUGCCUUUACGCACGAGAAUGUGCAGUCCAUCCGGGAGAUCAUGCUCGACUACGUUCACAGAGAGCAUCUGCGAGGGCAGGGCGAACCUGGCGCGCCUUAUCUAAGGAACAAGUCGAUUCAGACACUCUUUGUGCUCUUCUACACACUCUAUCCGACCGUAUGGCCCAACUUCUUUGACGAAUUCCUCUCCUUCAUGAGAUUGCCUCGCGAGCAAGAGGGCGCACCUGUUGCCUCGACAAGCGCCAAUGCUGGCGCACAGCUCAACUACCAAGGAACAGAAUACGUCCUCAGACUGCUCAAGGAGAUCUCGAGCGAUCUGUCGGAUGCCCAUCUCAGACUGAACAAGCCUCAAAGCCGCCUGGCAAGGGACGCCCAGCUGCGUGAGGCUGUCAGAGCACAAGAUGCUCCCUCAAUCUUGUCUGCUUUGUUCACACUCCUGGAGGAGCUCAUCACACUCUCCUCGGCCAAUCAAGCGAAUGGCUAUACGAACGGACAUCAUCAUAUCGAUUCAGACAAGGCCGACCAUCUGCUCAGACUCUGUCUCGCCGUCAUCGCAGAGUACGUCACUUGGGUCGACAUCAAUCUCGUCAUCCGACCAGAAACAACGCCUUUGCUGUACCGCUGUCUCGAGUCAGACCGCACACUGACUCGCAUUCAGGCGGUCGAUUGUCUCGUCGAGACUGUCAGUAAAGGUAUGCCGGCGAGUGACAAGCUCAAGCUCCUGCAAGUACUGCAGCUUGGCGAUCUGCUCAUCAAGCUCCAUUCGGAUCUACAGCAGAAGAGAGACGCUUCCAGUGGUCAGCUUGACGAAGAUGACGAAGCACUACUCGAACGUCUGGCGAAACUGCUCAACUGCGUCGGCGCAGAACUAUGCAAGGUCCUAGAAGACAACACCGCAGAAUUGUCCGAAAAGUCGGCAGCAUACGCGUUAGCCAGUCAGCUUCUCCCGCUCGUCUUGCUCUUCCUUGACAAUCCAAGCGAUCCCGUUGGCAUACACCUUCUGCCCUUCACCACAUCGAUGCUAUCCGCUUACAAACGCGAGAAGAAACAGCAAAACAGUAUGACAGAGACCAAAGCGGGAUUUCUGUCCACUCUGGCCACAAUCGCAAUCAAGAAGAUUAUGUAUCCAGACGAUAUAGAGUGGCAAGUCAUCCAGGAGACGCUCGACUCGGACGAGGACGACGAUUUCAUCGCAUUCUCAGAGAAGCGCAAAGGCUAUAAGCUUAUACUCGAAGCCAUAGGCGCCAUUGACAUGGAUAUCUACAAUUCUGUUGCAAGGUCCGCCAUCGAUACCACGCUUGACGCCUUGGACAGCAAACCAGACCAAAUCUCUUGGCAACAACUCGAGCUUGCUCUCCAUCUCAUUUGGAUCCAUGGCGAAGGCACAAAGGCGCCCGUUGGCGGACCGGCAGCUUACGUCCAGAUGCCGCCGAUUCCAAAGGCCAAGCUGAAGGCCGAAGUGGACAAGAUGAAUCUAUCCGAGCUACCGCUGUCUACGCUUGGUGAGAUGCUGACGAGGCUACUUCGCUCAAACGUCACAGCGUUUCCACAUGAGAGCGCUCCCUUGACGGUCUUUGAGAUCGUGACACGGUAUCACGCCUACUUUGCCGUCAACCCAGGUGCUAUGUCCAAUAUACUGUCUGCCUUUCUCGGUCCAAGAGGGGUCUUCCAAGUCCAGCAAAAGCAUAAAGCAAGGGCACAAUACUUGCUCAAGAGCUUCAUACACUCGAUGAGGACGAUCUUGCCCAGGUGUGCAACUGCCGACGACAUACAGCGUAUGCUUGAAGCGUUGCGGCCCUUACUGAGGAUAGACGCUUCCGUGGAAACGUCGACAAGCGGAACGACAGAUGUGUUGCUGCAGGCAGCGCAAGUCAAAGGUCCCUUUGAUGCUCAGAGAGAAGUCUUCGAAACCGCCGGCAUAUUACUGACGAUCAUACCUGACCAGCCUGGCGACUUGCUCGGCGGUGUUCUGGGCGACCUCGUCCAGACCAUGAAGCAGAACGUCCCGAGAACGGUCGCGGGAGUCGAGGAUCUCAACAAGAUCUUGCGCAUACACCAUGCCCUGCUCGCAGUCGGUCAUGUCGUCAAACCUUUCCCUCAGCUCGCAACCCCAAAGACGAAGCCACUUCCGAACACCAUUCCUGCUUUUGUCAGUACGAGCGCGGAAAUCCUCGAGCUCCUGAAGACGACCAGUGGCAUUGCCGUCAUUCGUGCGGCAGCCAUUUCGACAUUCAAGAACCUUGUGGCCGCUGCUGGUCAGGCGACGAUGCCACAAGUCUCGACCUUCACGACGCGUGUGAUCGAACAGAUUAGUUAUGCCGAGAUGACCGAAUUUAUGGGCUUCAUCUCCCAGCUGUCGCAUCAGUUCAAAGACAGCUUCGUCGAAGAGCUCGACAAACUCUGUCCCAUCAUCUUUGCGCGCACGUAUGGCUUCUUGGAGCAGCCUGUCUUGGGCACAGAUGAUGAAGUGGCGCACUCGGAGCUCUUGCGCGCGUACUUCAACCUCAUCGUCUCGAUUCUCAAUGCUGGGUUUGCCUACAUCUUGCUGUCCGAGUCGAACCAGCCGCAUCUGCAAACGAUGUUCAAUGCCAUCAUGCAUUAUACGAGCACAUCGACCAAUGUCACAGAUCAAAAGGCCUCUCUGACGCUGCUCUGCAAAUUUAUUGCAGUCUGGGUCGAGCCCCAAACGCCUGCCGUACCUAUCAAUGGCAACAAGGAUGGCAGUGCCGAUGCGACAAAGCUGUCGCCUAUCCCUCCUGGCUUCAGUCAGUUUGUCUACGAGCGCGUCGUGCCUCUCUGCUUCGAGCUGCCUCGAAGGUCGACACUUGACUUUGGCGAUGCUAUGAGCUACCAGCUCAUUGGUGAGACUGCCGGCAUUCUCAAGACGCUGCAGCAGAAGCGCGGCGCAGAAUUCGAGACCUUCCUGCGCGACUCGCUAUUGCCAAGCGCUGGUAUUGCCAAGGAGGCAAGUACCAAGCUUGUGCAGAGCCUCGUCAGUGCCGCCGACGGCAAGGGCUUCAAGAAGGAGUUUGUCGAGUUCCUCAGGACUCUGCGUUCGCCAGCGUAG
Molecule: messenger RNA, 3309 nt
Organism: Mixia osmundae IAM 14324
Lineage: Eukaryota; Fungi; Basidiomycota; Mixiomycetes; Mixiales; Mixiaceae
Exons: 5
Coding region: 1-3309 (1102 amino acids)
Biological process (GO): tRNA re-export from nucleus
Cellular component (GO): cytoplasm; nuclear matrix; nuclear pore
Molecular function (GO): small GTPase binding; tRNA binding
Source: RefSeq, a predicted model, not a curated record